CAACAGACUUGCUCUAUAUAUACAAGCAGCUGCUGCUGUUCCACUGAACUCUGCAUCGCCGCCAGCCAGACAUGGGAAAGAUCAUCUUCUUUGAGGACCGAGGUUUCCAGGGCCGUUGCUACGAGUGUAGCAGUGACCAUGCUAACCUCCAGUCCUACUUCAGCCGCUGCAACUCCAUCCGAGUAGACAGUGGCUGCUGGAUGAUUUACGAGCUCCCCAAUUACUCUGGGCACCAGUAUUACCUGAGAAGAGGAGAGUAUCCAGACUACCAGGAAUGGAUGGGCUUCAAUGACUCUAUCAAGUCCUGCCGGAUAAUCCCUUAUACUGGCUCCCAUAGGAUGCGGCUGUAUGAGAGAGAAGACUACAAAGGUCAAAUGAUGGAGCUCACCGAUGACUGCUCUUGUGUCCACGAUCGCUUCCAUCUGAAUGAAAUAUACUCUCUCAAUGUCUUGGAUGGCUGCUGGGUCCUCUAUGAGAUGCCCAACUAUAGAGGAAGGCAGUUCCUGCUGAGACCUGGCGAAUACAGAAGAUACCUGGACUGGGGAGCCAUGAAUGCCAAAGUGGGCUCUCUGAGAAGGGUCAUAGAUGUGUACUAA
Messenger RNA from Trichosurus vulpecula (common brushtail), 596 nucleotides. Its product is annotated as gamma-crystallin D. Gene Ontology annotation, biological process: lens development in camera-type eye; visual perception. NCBI's taxonomy places the organism in Eukaryota, Metazoa, Chordata, Mammalia, Diprotodontia, Phalangeridae. The transcript has 3 exons. The record is from RefSeq and is a predicted model, not a curated record. Gene Ontology annotation, molecular function: structural constituent of eye lens. Bases 72 to 596 code for a protein of 174 amino acids.